Volvox carteri f. nagariensis is the source of this 3136-nucleotide messenger RNA. RefSeq lists its product as uncharacterized. The transcript is spliced from 14 exons. The record is from RefSeq and is a predicted model, not a curated record. The coding region runs from base 1 to 2448 and encodes 815 amino acids. Lineage: Eukaryota; Viridiplantae; Chlorophyta; Chlorophyceae; Chlamydomonadales; Volvocaceae. Gene Ontology annotation, biological process: retrograde protein transport, ER to cytosol; autophagosome maturation; mitotic spindle disassembly. Gene Ontology annotation, molecular function: polyubiquitin modification-dependent protein binding; ATP hydrolysis activity; ATP binding. Gene Ontology annotation, cellular component: nucleus; VCP-NPL4-UFD1 AAA ATPase complex; cytosol.
AUGAACCCGUCCUGUAGGAAGAAGGAGAAGAAGGACUUCAGCACGGCAAUCUUGGAGCGUAAGAAGAGCCCAAACCGGCUAAUUGUUGAAGAGGCUGUUAACGACGACAACUCGGUGGUGGCGCUGCACCCGAAAACAAUGGAAAAGCUGCAGCUCUUCCGUGGCGACACGGUCCUUUUGAAGGGGAAGAAAAGGAAGGACACCGUGUGCAUUGUUCUCUCCGAUGACACGGUGGACGAGAAUAAGAUUCGCAUGAACAAGGUGGUGCGCAAGAACCUUCGCGUUCGCCUUGCAGAUAUCGUCUCCAUACACCAGUGCACGGACGUCAAGUAUGGAAAGCGCAUUCACGUAUUGCCGAUCGAUGACACUAUCGAGGGUAUUACCGGCAACCUCUUCGACGCCUACCUGAAGCCCUACUUUCUGGAGGCGUACCGGCCUGUGCGCAAGGGCGAUACCUUCUUAGCUCGUGGAGGUAUGCGCAGCGUUGAGUUCAAAGUGGUGGAGACAGAUCCUGCUGAGUAUUGCAUCGUCGCACCGGACACGGAAAUCUUUUGUGAGGGCGAGCCCAUUAAGCGCGAGGACGAGGAAAAGCUUGACGAGGUUGGCUACGACGACAUUGGCGGUGUCCGAAAGCAGCUUGCGCAGAUUCGCGAACUCGUGGAGUUGCCUCUGCGCCAUCCGCAGCUCUUCAAGACGAUUGGUGUCAAGCCGCCCAAGGGUAUUUUGCUGUACGGGCCCCCUGGCAGUGGCAAGACGCUGAUUGCUCGUGCAGUUGCAAACGAGACGGGUGCAUUCUUCGUUGUGGUUAAUGGACCGGAGAUUAUGUCCAAGCUGGCUGGCGAGUCUGAGAGCAACUUGCGCAAGGUGUUCCAAGAGGCCGAGAAGAACGCGCCUUCCAUCAUCUUCAUUGAUGAGGUGGACUCGAUUGCGCCCAAGCGUGACAAGACGCAGGGCGAGGUGGAGCGCCGUAUCGUCUCGCAGCUGCUGACGCUCAUGGACGGCCUGAAGAGCCGCGCGCACGUGAUUGUCAUCGCAGCCACUAACAGGCCCAACUCCAUCGACGCUGCCCUGCGCCGCUUCGGUCGUUUUGACCGCGAGAUCGACAUCGGUGUGCCCGACGAGACUGGCCGUCUGGAGGUCCUGCGCAUCCACACAAAGAACAUGAAGCUGGACGAAGACGUGAAUCUGGAAGCCAUUGCGCGCGACACUCACGGCUACGUGGGUGCUGAUCUUGCGGCGCUGUGUACGGAAGCGGCGCUGCAGUGUAUCCGCGAGAAGAUGGACGUGAUUGACCUGGAGGACGAGCAGAUCGACGCCGAGGUGCUCAACUCCAUGGCGGUUACGCAGGACCACUUCAAGACAGCGCUAGGCAUGAGCAAUCCGUCGGCUCUGCGCGAGACGGUUGUGGAGGUACCCAACGUAUCAUGGGAUGCUAUUGGUGGCCUGGAGAACGUUAAGCGGGAACUUCAGGAGCUGAUUCAAUAUCCAGUGGAGCACCCAGAGAAGUUUGAAAAGUUUGGCAUGUCGCCUUCCAAGGGUGUGCUCUUCUAUGGGCCUCCAGGUUGCGGCAAGACCCUCCUCGCUAAGGCGAUUGCAAACGAGUGCCAGGCCAACUUCAUCUCGGUCAAGGGCCCUGAGCUGCUUACUAUGUGGUUCGGCGAGUCGGAAGCCAACGUGCGUGAAAUUUUCGACAAAGCCCGCGGCUCUGCCCCCUGCGUGCUGUUCUUCGAUGAGCUCGACUCGAUCGCGGUGCAGCGUGGGUCCAGCGCGGGUGAUGCUGGCGGAGCUGCGGACCGCGUGCUGAACCAACUGCUGACGGAGAUGGAUGGCAUGAAUUCCAAGAAGACGGUGUUCAUUAUCGGCGCCACAAACAGGCCCGACAUUAUUGACCCCGCGCUGCUCCGGCCUGGUCGUCUGGACCAGCUCAUCUACAUUCCGCUGCCAGACGAGAAGUCUCGGUUGCAGAUCUUCAAGGCUUGCCUGCGGAAGUCGCCCAUCGCCCCUGACGUGGACUUCGACACGCUUGUAAAGUUCACGCACGGCUUCUCCGGCGCCGAUAUUACGGAGAUUUGCCAGCGUGCCUGCAAGUCGGCCAUCCGUGAGGACAUUGAGAAGAACAUCGAGCGUGAGAGGCGACGAGCAGAGAACCCGGAUGCUAUGAUGGAGGACGAGCCGGACCCAGUGCCAUGCAUCACGAAAGCGCACUUUGAGGAGGCUAUGAAGUAUGCGCGUCGAUCCGUUUCCGAUGCUGACAUUCGCAAGUACCAGGCUUUCGCUCAGACGCUCCAACAGAGCCCGGAUCGGACUUCCGUUUCCCAGAUGGUCCUGGCGGGGGGGCUAGCGCGGCACCGGCUGCUGCUGCCACUGCGGCUCCAGCCUUUACCCAAAGCGCUGCUGCAGCAGACGACGACGACCUGUACAAUUAGUUCUAAGUUUUCGGUACCCUAGGCUAGAGGGUGUGCCGUGUAAAUUCGUAUGGGCUUCUGGUAUGUUGGACUUGCGUCAUCGAGCACAUCGCCAUCGUUGCGUCGACGAGUGUAGGGACGCCUAAAUUGCCCCCAAGUGCAUCGCGUAGUACAGUUUAUGGCGACGUGCUGUUUUAAAAUUUUUCCACGGAUCAUGACCAUGAGGACCUACGUGUGGUGACUAGGCGAAGCGAAUGUCCGGUUAAUGACCGGCAAGGGCUUCCGGUAUCGGAGGCAUGCUUAUGAUGCUGCUGAUGGUAAUCUAGUCAUAACUGUUUUAAGGAUUGUGAAGGCAUACGACUAACCGUGUUCCAACUUGAAGCGCGUGGGUGUCGGGACUGCGUUGGAUCCGUAUAAAUAGUUUUACGGAAAGCGUUUUUUGGGUCAUUAAUCUGCCGAUUGCUUUGAAGAGAUGUAUGCAUGUUAGGACUGUGCAGACACGCGUAGCAGAUAAGCACCGCGGGUACAAGUUGCAACGCGUUAAUGAGUGUGCAGGAAUUUUUAGCCCUAGAGGGAUUUUUUUAUGGUUGCAGGUUUGCUCGUUCGUGCUUAUUGCAAGGUUUGCAAGGGAACAGCUGAGCGGUCGAGCUACAGCCACGGUCUGGCAAAAUCCAUUCUAGUUCCACAAACAUCUGUGGACAUAACAGGCAUUGUAAAAUGCAGUAUGCCUA